Talpa occidentalis (Iberian mole) is the source of this 1347-nucleotide messenger RNA. Its product is annotated as collagen alpha-1(I) chain-like. The record is from RefSeq and is a predicted model, not a curated record. The coding region runs from base 1 to 1347 and encodes 448 amino acids. The transcript has 3 exons. Lineage: Eukaryota; Metazoa; Chordata; Mammalia; Eulipotyphla; Talpidae.
AUGAACUUCAACUCAAGAAAAGCUGAAGGGGCGCAACUCCUGGAUGGAGCCGGGGCGCAGGCCCGCGCGGGGGUGCGCGGGGGGGGGGGCUCGGCGGCCACCCCCGCGGACUGCGUCACUGUGAACACUUGGGGGCCCCGAGCCGCGGCCCCGAGUCCACUCAGGCGCCGGGCGCUGCAGGCCCGGGGGGCGCGCGGGAGGGGCGCGCGCUCGGAGCCCCGGGUCUGGGCGCCGCUGGCCCGACGGCCGAGGCCCAGCGGCCUCGGGAGCUUCGGGCGCCCCGCGCGUCCCCGCCAGCCCCCCUCGUUCCCGGCGGCGGGCGCGGGGCGCGGGGCGCGGGCCCUGGGGGCGGCGCGGGCGUCGGACCCCCGGCGGGAGGGCCUGGGGGGCGGGCCCUGUCGGGGCGCCCGGGGCCCCAGGAGGAGGCCGGGGCGCUCCAGCGGGGGGGCUGGGCGCGAGGGCCCCGCUCCCGCCCGGGGGCGCCGGGGCUGUGGGGACCGGGGGGCGCCUGUGCGGGGGGCUGGGGGGCCGCACCCGCCGGCUCCUGGAGCGGGGCCCGCGGGGCGCGCCCGGAAAGGGGAGCCGCGGACGGGCGGGCGGCGGCGGGUGCCAGGCGCGGAGGAGGGGCCGGCGCGCGGGUUCGGCCUCGUCGCCGGGGAAUGUCCCGGAAACGUCCUGGAACCGGGCCGGGCGGCACCGCCGAGUGCGGAGCGACGCCUCCGGGCCGGGCUGGAAGCGGGACUCGGGGCCAACGGGACUCGGGGCGCCGCGCCAGGCCAGGGGCCCGCGCCCGACCCCGCGCCCCCACCCCGGCAGGCGCCGCUGCGUGGCCCGGCCCCGGGGCCCGGGGCGCUGACCCGGCGGCCCUCCUGGCACUCAGCCCGCAGCUGGGCAGGGACGGGCGAGCCGGGCAGCGGGAGGGCCGACCUGGCAGCCAGAACCACGGAGCAGAUGCCCAGAGGCGGAGCGGGCGAGGAGCAGGCGGAGGAGCCAGAGCGGAGGCCGGCGGCCCGGGCGGGCGGCCUCUGUCCGGCCCGUGGGGUGGGCGGCGGGUGGCAGGUGGCGGCCGCGCAGGUGUCGCUGGCAGGCCCGGGCUGGGCCACCUGCCCCGGGCAGCUGGGCCGGGAGACCUGCCGGGCCCGGCCAGAGGGAAAAACAGAGACGGUGUUAAAAAGUUAUCCAGAGCUUCAGGACGGUGACACUCCCCAGAGGGCCUCCGGGGACACGCCCUCAUUCAUGUCCGUCCAGCCCUGCUUCUGCGAUACGGCAGCGGUGGACGGGCUGGGAGGCCACUUGGGCCAGAAGCCUGUAACCCUGACUGACCGGCCCAUCCCCAAAGCUCGCUGA